AUUGAUCGUGAGGUAAAGAGCUCCUCGUCAGUGUCCGCGCCAUCCACCCAAGGCUUGUUCAGAAGGAAGUUCUGGCCAAAGACGCCGACAUGUCUGAAACGACUCAACCGCCAUCGCAGGCGACACAAUCGCCUCACUCAACGCACAUAGAGGCUGCCCCCCUACUACAAGCUGCGCCCCUGACGACUGUGCAGAUCCCUACCCGUGACUCGCUUACGUCGCUGCGGUCGAGCAUUCGCGAGUACCAACAUGAGAAUGGCCGCACAUACCAUUCCAUGAGCGCUGGCAAAUACUUUCUGCCGAAUGAUGAUCACUAUGUGAUGACCAUGACCAUAGGAGGCAAUCACUGCCUCUGCCCUAAAAACAACGGAGCGACACGUGUGCUGGACCUCGGGACAGGCACAGGUAUCUGGGCCAUGGAGUUCGCCGACGCUCACCCAGGCGCUGAGGUUAUCGGAGUCGACCUGAGCCCUGUACAGCCCGAUCUUGUGCCACCAAACUGCCACUUUGAGCUCGACGAUCUCGAAAAGGAUUGGACGUGGUCGAAACCUUUCGAUUUUAUUUUCUGUCGUAUGAUGACCGGCAGUUUCGUUAAUAACGAGAAUAUCGUCCAGAAGGCUUACGACUCGCUUGAACCGGGUGGUUACUUCGAGGCCCAGGAUAUGGCGCUGCCACUUGGUUGCGAUGAUGGCACUCUUGCCGAGGAUUCUGACCUCUGGAAGUGGGUUCUACUCGUCAUGGAGGGCAUGGAGAAAUUUGGACGGCCUGUUUCGGCAGCUCAGGAAUGGAAGACACUCAUGGAGCGUGUCGGCUUUGAGGACGUUGUCGAAACCGUGUACAAGUGGCCCACCAACAGGUGGCCUCGUGACAAGCAUUACAAGGAAAUUGGCACGUGGGCGUUUGCCAACAUGGACCAGGCACUCGAGCCCUCGACCAUGGUGCCUUUGACGCGCGCACUGGGCUGGACCUACGAGGAGGUACUUGUGCUGGUCAGCAAAGCACGCAAGGUCUUGAAAGAUCCCAGCGUUCAUGCGUACUGGCCCAUCUACAUGGUCCAUGGUCGAAAACCGCUGAACGGCGACGACGUAUGA
Verticillium alfalfae VaMs.102 is the source of this 1091-nucleotide messenger RNA. RefSeq lists its product as hypothetical. Lineage: Eukaryota; Fungi; Ascomycota; Sordariomycetes; Glomerellales; Plectosphaerellaceae. The transcript is spliced from 10 exons. The coding region runs from base 90 to 1091 and encodes 333 amino acids. Gene Ontology annotation, molecular function: methyltransferase activity. The record is from RefSeq and is a predicted model, not a curated record.